Conger conger (European conger) is the source of this 2027-nucleotide messenger RNA. It is a transcript of the gene tpgs1, whose product is annotated as tubulin polyglutamylase complex subunit 1. Bases 856 to 1806 code for a protein of 316 amino acids. The transcript is spliced from 2 exons. NCBI's taxonomy places the organism in Eukaryota, Metazoa, Chordata, Actinopteri, Anguilliformes, Congridae. Gene Ontology annotation, biological process: protein polyglutamylation. The record is from RefSeq and is a predicted model, not a curated record. Gene Ontology annotation, molecular function: microtubule binding.
AUAGCAGGAAUUAGCAUUGAGGUUACUGUAGCUUUGUCAUAAAGCUGAUGACACUGUGGGCUUCAAUCAUUUCGCCUUCCCCUUGACAAUGGAUCCGGACAGUCAGGAAAGUCUAGAAUUAGCUUCAAUUGCUUCAGAAUCCUUACAUUUCUGCAUGUGUAUUGGCUGUGCAGUUUAAGUUUAUCAUCCUGCUCUGAUAAUACUGGCAAUUGUGUGGUGGAUCUCUUGGAGUAAACCAAACUGUCUCUAACUGUCUCUGUGCUAUAUCACAUCUCUCAAAUUGGAUUAUAAGAACCACCGUUUUAAGAAACGUUUGUGUCAAAUGACUAGCUACCUCUAAAGUUUCCUCUAGCUCAGGGUCCACCAGCCUGUGUGGUAUCGAACAAAUAAUCUACAAUGGUAACCGCAAAUUUUACAGUUUGUGGUCUAGGGCUAGUGGUUCUGAAACUCGGUCCUGGGGUGCCAAUGUGUAUGCUGGUUUAAGUUGCACGGCACUGCUCUUUCCUAUUUAAUGUUAAUAAACAACUGGUGACAAUUGCACAGAAUAUGACCUGCUUUGUGUGCGAAUGGGAAUCUGUUUUUUAAACCGUGUCAAUGUAUGUCUAGCUGGACGUUCAAGGGCGUCAUGCUAUUCUUAUUUUAUCAAAGAGAACUUUAGUUGAACAUUUAUCAUUGUUUUUACGUCAGCCAACAAGCGUGUUUUGAAUCCGGGGCAAAAAACAGCGUCCGUGGUAACCGGUGGCAACCAGAUUGAAAACUGGUUGUCAUCACAUCGUCCGUUUAUUAGAAUCGAUCUCUUUCGCAGCAUAGAGACAAGUGUCCCAAACUCGGAAUUAUAAUUUAGUCAAAUCUGUUAUGGCGAAAGCAGAACAGGCAAAAUGCGAACAAUUUCCAAGCGCAUCAUCUGUCAAUAAAGACGACUCGCUUCCUUUGUUAAGCAAAACAACUAUGGCGGAGAAAAGGAGGUCCGGUGGGUCGGGCAUCCUGCCCGACUCCAAACCAGCGAAAACUGACACCGAGAAAGAGUUUCUGUCACAAGCCGGAGUGGGAGUGCUACUUCGAGGAGCUCUCCUGAAAUUGGUGGAGGCCAGGUCAGAAGAUCCGAUUGGUUUUCUGGCCGACCACUUUAGUAAUUUAGCUUCUGAGCCCGACAACGGUGCGGCUGGGUGCGGCGAUGCGGAGCAACAGAACACCGCAGAUGAGCAGCAACAACUGGCUAGGGCUAUGUGGCACCUCCGGUUAGCACAUCACUCCCAGAGAUCUGCCUUCAACAACAACGUGCGCAUAGCCUACGAUCUUCUUGUGCAGAGCGGGCAGCGUCGACGACUGGGAGGCGGGGUGCGAGGCAGGCUCUACACACAAAUGCUGCGUUUACUCUGCGGCGAAGGGGACGUGCCGGAAUCAACGGCCGUCCCCCUCCUGCGCCGAAUCCAAUGUCACGACCACGAGGCUGUGCCCUUCGAACUCUUCCGACAGGGCGUGCUGACUUGCGCGGUGUUUUCGGACUACGUGAGAAAAUCCCGGUCCCUAUAUGUGGAAAUCUGCCCCUGCGCCGAUAUGGCGGCCGAGAGGACACUGUGCCAAGCCGUUUUGGAGACCCUGCGGGAAGCACUUGACACCUCCGACUGCGCUGACUCGGUCCGGUACCUGGAGGCCAGCGCUAAGAUAGCACCGUGCAAGCUCGCCGAGGCCAUGGCGCUGGCUCACAACCCCGGUCAGACCCAAACGGGCCCUUCCAUGGAACCGCAGGAGUUCGAGGACGCGGCGUCCGCCCUUUUCAUUGAGCGAGUGCGCCCUGUGUCAUAAUCAUCUUUCAAUAACAACACUGAAGCGUUGUGACAUUACAACCAUAACCUCCAGGCAGAAUGGAGUACAGAAUAAUCUUAAGUACGUUGUACCUCAACAAAAUAGAAUCAAAACUAGACUGUGCUACACUGUAUGUAUAAUAAUUGUUUUUUAUUUAAAUGUUUCAGGACUAGCCAUGGUAUAAAAAAAUAAAAAUAAAAAUUAUAUAAGCUUUUCCCAAA